Phyllopteryx taeniolatus (common seadragon) is the source of this 830-nucleotide messenger RNA. RefSeq names its product LSM3 homolog, U6 small nuclear RNA and mRNA degradation associated (gene lsm3). The record is from RefSeq and is a predicted model, not a curated record. Gene Ontology annotation, biological process: mRNA splicing, via spliceosome; P-body assembly. Lineage: Eukaryota; Metazoa; Chordata; Actinopteri; Syngnathiformes; Syngnathidae. Gene Ontology annotation, molecular function: RNA binding. Gene Ontology annotation, cellular component: precatalytic spliceosome; U4/U6 x U5 tri-snRNP complex; U6 snRNP. The coding region runs from base 244 to 582 and encodes 112 amino acids. The transcript has 4 exons.
AACGUGCCUUUACGAAGCCUCGCCACACACACGACGUGUAAAUACCGUCGUCGUGCCCUCGUUUGCGCCCCUUUGUGCUCGUUUAGCCCGGCGUCGGCCUCGUGAACGUGUUAGCUUAGCCACGUUAGCAUGUCGAGCUGUGGUCACAAUCAGAUUUGGGAUUCAUUUCUUUCACCAUUUUCAAACAACACUGUGAUAACAAUUCAAUUAGUCUGUCGUUCGCAUUUGUAGUGAUUUAAUCCAAUGAGUCAACUGAAAGAAACACACCCAUGCGGAUUUAGUUCAGGAUUAAAACAACCGAGCACCAACACCGUAGAAGAACCGCUGGACCUGAUCCGACUCAGUCUGGACGAGAGGAUCUACGUCAAGAUGAGGAACGACCGAGAGCUGAGAGGGCGACUGCAUGCGUACGAUCAGCACCUGAACAUGAUCCUGGGAGACGUGGAGGAGACGGUGACCACGGUGGAGAUUGACGAGGAGACGUAUGAAGAACUCUACAAGUCGACCAAGAGGAACAUUCCCAUGCUGUUUGUCAGAGGUGAUGGCGUCGUUCUCGUAGCUCCGCCCCUACGGGUGGGUUGAGCGCAGGUGGACUUAAAAAAAAAAAAAAAAAAAAAACAGUUUGAAAAAAAAAAAAAAUCCUGAAUUCUUUUGCAGUUUCUUUUUCUUGUUUUGGAGGGGGGUGCUGCAAUUUGAAAUGUUUGUGUUAUGUAUAAAAUUUUUGUUGUCUUAAUAUCACCCCUCCUCCCAAAAAAAAACAACAAAAUAAUAAUCGCCACUGAGUUGUACCCAAGCUGUUUUCAAAUAAAUGUAUUUCUUUGUUACAUAAA